GAGCGCCUUCCGAGAACCGCGAAUCCAACCCGCUCGAAAGGAAGGUAGAAAACCCUAGACAUCAAGGGGCAGGGGGAAGAAGGAGAAGGGAGAGAGAGAGGGAGAGAUGGUGUGCAUUCGGCAGGCGACGAUCGAUGACCUGCUGGCGAUGCAGGCCUGCAACCUGUUGUGCCUUCCGGAGAACUACCAGAUGAAGUACUACUUCUACCACAUCCUCUCGUGGCCGCAGCUCCUCUACGUCGCCGAGGACUACAACAAGAAGAUCGUCGGCUACGUCCUCGCCAAGAUGGAGGAGGAGUCCACCGAGUGCCACGGCCACAUCACCUCCCUCGCCGUCCUCCGGACGCACCGCAAGCUGGGCCUCGCCACCAAGCUCAUGACCGCCGCCCAGAAGGCCAUGGAGGACGUCUUCGGCGCCGAGUACGUCUCCCUCCAUGUCCGCAAGAGCAACCGCGCCGCCUUCAACCUCUACACCCAGACCCUUGGCUACAAGAUCCACGACAUCGAGGCCAAGUACUACGCCGACGGCGAGGAUGCCUACGACAUGCGGAAGCAGCUCAAGGGCAAGCCUGAAGGCGCCGGUAGCGCUGGCGGCGCCAAGCACCACCACCAUCAUCACCAUCACGGUGGCGCAUGUUGUUCCGGUGGCGGCGACGCGAAAGGCGGGGGGAAGGGAACGGGCGAGGCCGGUGCUGCUGCCGCUGGAGGGGGGAAAUAGGAGCUCCGAGAGGUAAAACAAUUCGAGCGUGCUUUCAGGCUGUGCUUGUAUGACUGCUGAGAUGGAUUUGCAAGUAAAGGGAAUAUGAUUUUGUUGUUCAAUUAUCCUUUUGAUAAUGUCAUUUUUUAUUUCGAGAACGACAGCAACUUGUGUUGGAUGACUCCUCUUUUUUGCUGUAUUGAUCGUCUCCUCAAGACGUGUUUUCCUGACUAAUUAAUGCAAGAUGUAGAUUGGGUGAUUUAUCAUCCUCCUGCUAGACGUGUUAAUGCAAUUCAGCUGUGGUUUUGCAAGAA
This is a messenger RNA of Nymphaea colorata (pocket water lily), 1011 nucleotides long. RefSeq names its product N-terminal acetyltransferase A complex catalytic subunit NAA10. Gene Ontology annotation, biological process: N-terminal peptidyl-glutamic acid acetylation. Bases 107 to 718 code for a protein of 203 amino acids. The record is from RefSeq and is a predicted model, not a curated record. The transcript has a single exon. Gene Ontology annotation, molecular function: protein N-terminal-serine acetyltransferase activity; protein-N-terminal-glutamate acetyltransferase activity. Lineage: Eukaryota; Viridiplantae; Streptophyta; Magnoliopsida; Nymphaeales; Nymphaeaceae. Gene Ontology annotation, cellular component: NatA complex.